Molecule: messenger RNA, 2254 nt
Organism: Erythranthe guttata (spotted monkey flower)
Lineage: Eukaryota; Viridiplantae; Streptophyta; Magnoliopsida; Lamiales; Phrymaceae
Product: purple acid phosphatase 2
Molecular function (GO): metal ion binding; acid phosphatase activity
Source: RefSeq, a predicted model, not a curated record
AAAAAAUCCCAAAUGGCAAUUAAUUGUCUUGCCGUCCAAUGGUGCAAGAGUUGGGAUUAUAAAGUUUAAUCUCAACAUUUCCCCUAAUCUUAAUUAAUGGAGGAACCCUAAUCUUUAAUUAAUUGCAUCGAAUUCUUAAACCACAAGUCAACGUCACAUCCCCAUAAAUGCUGCCUCUUGUUAUACUCACUCCCAACCUUUAAUAAUUUCUUCAAAAAUGGUGUAACAAUAACAUAUACUACAAAUAAGUGGUCCGAUCUGUAUGCAAUUUCAAUGAAAAAGUAAAUACAUAAAUAAAUAAAUAAGUAAACGUAGGUUAUCCGUAUAAAUGUGUGGAUAUUCCCCCGCUAAUACGCAGUAUUACGCAAUAAUAUUCCCCGUUAAUUCAGCGUAAUAUUCUUCUUCUCAAUCGCCUUGUAUUUAUAUCUCUUCGUAUCUCCUGCCUUGUGGAAUGUGAGAGGAAGAUAACACGGUGGGCUCCCUGUUCUUGGUGCAACGGUUACAAAAUAGAUAGAUAAGAAAGAUGGGUGCAUCGGGAACAACGUUUGUGCUGGCUGUUCUAGCUGCUACGGUUCUUAAUUCUGCGGUUCUGUGCAGUGGGGGAAGCACGAGUUCUUUUGUUAGGAAAGAUGAGAAGAGUGGUGAUAUGCCACUUGACAGUGACGUCUUCAACGUGCCUCCCGGCCAUAAUGCCCCCCAACAGGUACAUAUAACCCAAGGAGAUCAUAUAGGAAAAGCAGUGAUUGUAUCAUGGGUAACUGUAGAGGAGCCAGGUUCAAACACAGUUCUGUAUUGGGCUGAGAACAGUGGUCACAAGCAUAAGGCAAAGGGGAAAGUCACCAAGUACAAAUUCUACAAUUACACUUCUGGUUAUAUCCAUCACUGCACUAUUAGGAAUUUGGAGUAUGACACCAAAUAUUACUAUGAGGUUGGAAUUGGGCACACAACAAGAACUUUCUGGUUCACUACACCACCAGAAGUUGGCCCUGAUGUUCCAUACACUUUCGGUCUUAUCGGGGAUCUUGGCCAGACUUAUGAUUCGAACUCGACACUUACACACUACGAGCAAAAUCCAACAAAGGGACAAACUGUAUUAUUUGUUGGAGACCUUUCUUACGCUGACAACUAUCCUAAUCACGACAAUGUUAGAUGGGAUACAUGGGCAAGGUUCGUCGAAAGAAGUGUGGCUUAUCAACCUUGGAUUUGGACAGCUGGCAAUCACGAACUUGAUUACGCCCCCGAAAUUGGUGAAACGAAACCUUUCAAGCCUUUUACGCACCGUUAUCAUGUCCCGUUCAAAUCAUCAAACAGCACUUCUCCUUUAUGGUACUCUAUCAAGAGAGCUUCGGCUUACGUCAUAGUCUUGUCUUCAUAUUCGGCAUACGGCAAAUACACUCCUCAGUAUAAGUGGCUCGAGCAGGAGCUACCGAAAGUCAACAGGUCCGAAACACCGUGGUUGAUUGUUCUGUUGCAUUCACCGUGGUACAAUAGUAACCACUAUCACUAUAUGGAAGGAGAAUCCAUGAGAGUCAUGUUUGAACCAUGGUUUGUCAAGUACAAAGUCGAUGUCGUAUUUGCUGGCCAUGUUCAUGCGUACGAGCGAUCGCACCGUGUGUCUAACAUAGCUUACAAUGUUGUGAACGGAAUCUGCACUCCGGUGAAUGACCUGUCCGCGCCGGUCUACAUAACCAUCGGAGAUGGAGGAAAUAUUGAAGGCUUGGCCAACAACAUGACAGUGCCACAGCCUGAGUACUCGGCAUUUAGAGAGGCGAGCUUCGGCCAUGCAACGUUUGAUAUAAAGAACAGAACGCAUGCUUACUAUGGUUGGCACCGUAACCAGGAUGGUUACGCUGUACAAGCUGAUACAAUGUGGUUUUCCAAUAGAUAUUGGAAUCCGAUUGAUGAUUCUACGAGCGCUCAAUCUUGAAGCAGUGGAAUUUUCGCAUUCUAAUUUGUUUCGGUUCUCCUUUUUUUUCGUAAUUUGUGCAGUUUGUGAUAUAUACAUAUAUUUUUUGUUCGGGCAACUUAGAAUAGGAGUGGUGCGUGCUUAAACAAGCUUAAAUAAAUGGGGUCGAUUGUCGAAUUGUAUACGAGUCAGAGAACACGAAGUGUAUUUUGAUUCUUUUUCAAUUUGAAAUGUGAAGUCACGUUGUAGAACUUUAGUGCUACAAAUGAUUUCUGUUUGAUUAGCUGCAUUAUGUUUGCUUCUGAGAUGAAUUGAAUUUAAAUAAAUGGACUUAUGAUUCUUUGGUUG